UUGCUGUGUGCAGUGCAGGAGACCUCUGUGACCCGUGUUUUGUGUUGUGAUCGUGCGAAGCAGUGAUGGGCACCCUGAGCAAGUACUUUUACGAGGCAACUCGAGACAAAUCGUGCCGGGAUAUGCUACAUCCCGGUUAUACGUGCUACGAAGCGGGAAGAAUCUACAUCCGGCAGGGCAUUGUGGGUGCCAUGCGACACUACCUACCGGGAACGGUGACGGCGCUGCUUUUCCGAAUGAACCAGUGGGAUGAUCCGGCGGUGUGGAAGAAUUUUGUGACGCAGUAUGCUUGGUGUAUCAUUGCUGGGCUACCGAUGACGGGUGGUAGUUUCCACUUCUUUUGUGGAUUUUACAACCUGCUCGGCCGCUUCUCGGCACCGUUCUUCGUCUUCAUCCCAUCCUUCCUGGGUGCCUGUACAUGCAAGUACCUCCCUCGGCCGAUAGUCCACGCUCAAGGCAUCGGACUCUUCAACAUGUACAUCGAAUUCCUGAUCCGUCGACUGAGGGGAAAGACGACCGAAGUCCUUCGCGCAUCCAGACUCGCCGGGACACUUCUCUUCAGCAUGUUCAGCGCCGCCAUGCUACCGGCUCUCGAGUAUCUGCAAAUCAACCGCUUCUGGUUCGCCAGCAUCUACCGGAAACGCAACGACGACGACGGGACGCGGAACAAUCAACUAUGUUCGCAUCAUCCGAACAGAACCUGUUCGGAACACGUCACCAUGCAAGUCAAGAAAUCCUUCUACUUCGGACUGGCAGUAUGCUUGAUUAAAAACGCUCUACCCCGGAUCACCAUGGCAUUUAGAAACCCGGUCCAAUUCUUCCGGGUGAUCGCCACCCGCUUUGAUUACGGACUAAUCGGAUUUUUCACCUGCUACAAAGCGCUGUACGAGUUCUUCAACUGCUAUCUGAUUCGAAACAGCAAACUUGAUCCACUGGCUCGUGCUACCAUCACCGGAUUCAUCAGCGGCACUGCCUACUGCCUCUAUCCGAACUAUCUACUGUUCACUUACCCCAUAUCGGAGCUGAUCGAAGUGUACUGGUUGGUGUACAUGAAGUCCAACCUACCUAAACCCUGGAUAGCUAACGCCAUCGAUCGAUUGCCAACGGUUCUUUUCAUGUACGCCUUCAGCCUGGGCAUGAUGUACCACCUGAGGGUAGUCUACCCUUACCACACCAACCAGUACUGCCACAAACUGAUGAACAUAGGAACUACGGGACGUUCGGAAACGCUAGCACGCGGUUAUGCCGAGAUCAUGAUGGGUUACAGGGACUAGGAGUUCUGUUAAUCUUUUGUUCGUUUAUUGCGUUAAUAAAUCAAAUGUUGACUCUC
Molecule: messenger RNA, 1330 nt
Organism: Ochlerotatus camptorhynchus
Lineage: Eukaryota; Metazoa; Arthropoda; Insecta; Diptera; Culicidae
Exons: 4
Coding region: 66-1274 (402 amino acids)
Source: RefSeq, a predicted model, not a curated record